This is a messenger RNA of Pecten maximus, 926 nucleotides long. RefSeq names its product protein PLANT CADMIUM RESISTANCE 3-like. The transcript has 3 exons. The record is from RefSeq and is a predicted model, not a curated record. Bases 155 to 490 code for a protein of 111 amino acids. Lineage: Eukaryota; Metazoa; Mollusca; Bivalvia; Pectinida; Pectinidae.
CUAGCAUUUGUGAAUUAGUAUCCAAGCAACUGUGUUCAGUGAUAAAAGUGAGGACCACUUUUAUAGCGGUCACACUUUGCCCAGGUACAGAGCUGUCGAUUGUGUUGUUGACCAGUGGUUGAAUUGCAUACCAGUUUACAAAUACCAGUGCAAGAUGGGUGAAUUUGCAAACGGUCUCUGUGGUUGUAUGAACAAUUGUACCCUGUGUCUCAUCACAUAUGUAGCACCUUGUUACACGGCAGGUAAAAAUGCCGAGGCUGUGGGCGACAGUUGUAUCAUGGUAGGAGCUCUGUACUGGGUAUUCCCUAUUGUUGGUAUCUAUCUGUCUGCCAAAGUCCGUGAGAAAGUCAGGGAACAGAAAGGAAUUGAAGGUGGUUUUGGUUCCGACUGCUUAGUUCAUUUAUUCUGUCCAAUUUGUGCGCUGGUACAAGACGCCCAGGAAAUCCGACCUGGAGAGGUUACUCAGGGAGAGUCCAUGGCAAGAGAAUAGAAAAAGCAAGAACUUGUGAUAUGUACAUACGUCAGAACUCAAUUCAACCAAUCAAGUUGUGUGUAAAAAUAAUCAACAAAUUAACACUGCAAGAACAUUUAUCAAAGCCAUUAGUGCUGACGUGGGAUGAUACCCAGCGUAUGAUUGAUCUAUUUCUUGAAUCACUAUCUCAACAAAUGGCUACUAUAACAUUCUUGAAUUAACGGAAACACCCGAGGAUAAAAACAUUUAUAUCCAAAAACUGAAUCACCCAACCUGCCUUACAGAUUUAGUUUCUCUAAGUAUGUCAAAUGAUUGACAUAAGUUACAAAUAUAGCGCGUUCUGUACAGUUAACCGUAGACAUACGGCUAGGUCUUAAUACUUUUUGUAUGAUAUUUCAGCAUUUUUAUAUCUAUGGUGUAAAUUGAACAAAUAAAUAUUAUUUUCGUCUUUACA